This is a messenger RNA of Tachyglossus aculeatus (Australian echidna), 1744 nucleotides long. RefSeq names its product coenzyme Q2, polyprenyltransferase (gene COQ2). Gene Ontology annotation, cellular component: mitochondrial inner membrane. The transcript is spliced from 9 exons. The record is from RefSeq and is a predicted model, not a curated record. Gene Ontology annotation, biological process: ubiquinone biosynthetic process. NCBI's taxonomy places the organism in Eukaryota, Metazoa, Chordata, Mammalia, Monotremata, Tachyglossidae. Bases 1 to 1524 code for a protein of 507 amino acids.
AUGGGUUCCCCGGAGCCAACCGGCCCGCGCAUGCGUAUUCCACAAAGGGCUCCGCUCCGGAGGGAGAGGGAGCGUGUGCGCAUGUGCGCUGGGUUCCCCGGAGCCAACCGGCCCGCGCAUGCGUACUCCACAAAAGCUCCGCGCCGGAGGGGGAGGGAGCGUGUGCGCAUGUGCGCUGGGUUCCCCGGAGCCAACCGGCGCGCGCAUGCGUACUUCACAAAGUGCCCCGCUCCGGAGGAGCGAGGGGGCGUGUACGCAUGCGCGCUAGGCCCCCCCGAGCCAACCGGCCCGCGCAUGCGCAUUCCGCCAAGUGCCCCUCUCCGGAGGGGGAGGGAGCGUGUGCGCACGCGCGCUGGGUUCCCCGGAGCCAACCGGCCCGCGCGCGGGAGUGCGGUACGUCACAUCCGGUCUGGCCGCGGGGAAGAAGCCAUGCUAAGAUGGCGCGGGCCGGGGCUGUCGCUGAGGCUGCUGACGGCGGGAGUCAGCCGUUGUCCCCGGGCCGCCGCCGCCGCCAUGGUGUCGGUGCGGCCCGUGGUGUCCCCCCCGGGCGGGCCGCGGCCCCGGCGGCCCCUCAGCCUGUCGGCGGCCGCCAUCGUGGGCCGGGCGCCCCGCCCCCUGCGGCCCUACCUGCGCCUCAUGCGCCUCCACAAGCCCAUCGGGACCUGGCUGUUGUACCUGCCGUGCACCUGGAGCAUCGGGCUGGCCGCCGACCCGGGUUGUUUCCCAGACUGGUCCAUGCUGUCCCUUUUCGGGGCGGGAGCCGUCCUGAUGCGAGGGGCCGGCUGUACCAUCAAUGACAUGUGGGAUCAGGAUUACGACAAAAAGGUCGCCAGGACGGCUAGUCGGCCUUUAGCCGCCGGGAACAUUUCAACUUUCCAGGCCUUGGUUUUCCUUGGGGGACAGCUGAGCUUGGCCCUCGCCGUGCUCCUGUGUCUAAAUUACUACAGUAUAGCGCUGGGAGCGGCGUCCCUGGCUCUUGUGGUCAUCUACCCUCUGAUGAAGAGGAUUACUUAUUGGCCGCAGUUAGUCUUGGGACUGGCCUUCAACUGGGGAGCCUUGCUCGGGUGGUCUGCCGUUAAGGGGUCCUGCGAUCCAUCCGUCUGCCUGCCCCUUUAUUUCUCCGGUGUGAUGUGGACGUUAAUCUAUGACACCAUCUAUGCCCAUCAGGAUAAGAGCGACGACGUUCAGAUUGGCGUCAAAUCAACCGCCCUGCGGUUCGACCGGGACACGAAGCGUUGGCUCGGUUGCUUUACCGUGGCCAUGCUGGGCGGGCUGAGCGUGGUGGGGCUGAACUGCGGCCAGACCGUCCCCUUUUACGCCGCCGUGGCUGCAGCCGGCGCUCACUUGGCUCGCCAGAUUUACACUUUGGACACGCAGAAGCCCGAAGACUGUUGGAAUAAGUUUUCUUCCAACCGCACAGUCGGACUCUUGCUCUUCAUUGGAAUCAUACUCGGAAACUUACGGAAGGAGAAAGAGCCGGAAGAGAUGGGAAAGGAUUUAGACAGCACUGUGGCCGAUGAAUAAAUGAGAUUCCGCAAUAUUAUUGGUAAUAAUUAUCAUUAUUAUGGUAUCCGUUAAGCGCUUGCUAUGUGCCAAACACUGUUCUAAGUGCUGGGGUAGAGACAAGUUAAUCAGGUUGGACUGAGAUAUCCUGGAAAAAAUGCACCAUUCCCCAAGCUACAAGGCUCCUUUGUUUCAGUUGUUGAAUAUUUCAGUAAGCGCUCAAUAAAUACGAUUGAAUGAA